AUUCUUUAACGUAAUAAGUCUUCUGGUUAUACAAGGUAACCAUUAUCGGACGUUGUUCUUCCAUGGAGCUGUCUGUGGAAUAAAUUAAUUUUCAAAAGAGUGUCCGCCGACGACUCUCGGUGAGAAAGAUACUACUAAGGAAGAUCUUUCUGUUGAGAAUACUCAGAUCAGAUACGACUGUCUUCCGAAGCGCGUACACCUUUUCCUUUGCAACCAUGGCGCCUUUUUCGACAAUGCUUUUCUGUGUGUUUGCUGCAUCAUUUAGCUGGCAACAGACCACAUCUGCGAUCAAGAUAUCUGCGUUCAAUAUCCAAACAUUCGGGACCAGCAAAAUGGACAAGCCUGAAGUGGUUAAUUACCUAAAGCAAAUCAUAGCAAGGUAUGACAUGGUUCUUAUUCAAGAAAUACGCAACAAGGAUGGGACAGCUAUCAAAGAAUUGCUAGAUGAGGUCAACAGCUAUUCUGCAGAUGAAUACGAAAUGGUAAUAUCAUCAAGACUUGGGCGAAGUGACAGCUACAAGGAGCAAUAUGCAUAUUUCUACAAGACAAGCAUGUUAAGUGUGCAAGACCAGUUUGAGUACCCAGAUAAUGGAGCAAUAGACAAAUUCGAAAGAGAGCCUUAUGUUGUCAAGUUUUAUGCAUCUUCUACGUCUGUGAAGGAAUUUGCAGCAGUGGCCCUUCAUGCUAAACCAGAUGAGGCUGUUUCUGAAAUCGAUCUCUUAGCUGACGUCUAUGACUACACAACCAACCAGUUUAAUAUCGAGAAUGUCGUCCUAAUGGGAGAUUUCAACGCUGACUGUAGCUACGUCAAGGAAGAUGAUUGGUCCAAUAUUCGCCUCCGAACAGAGGGCCGAUUUGAUUGGGUAAUACCCGACGAAGAUGACACAACCGUAUCAGGAAAUACGCACUGUGCCUACGACAGAUUCGUGUUAGCAGGCACUCAACUGCAACAGACGUCUUUUGGGGCUCAACCUUUUAAAUUUGAUGAGCACUUUAAUCUUGAUUACUACGACGCCGUUGCUGUCAGCGACCACUAUCCCGUGGAAAUUGAAAUUAAUUAAAAUAAGACAAGCAAGUUCAAUAUUCCUCGUCUUCCGAUCCAAACUUUUCGAUAUCAAUUAUAAUCCAUCAAGAUACGUUUACCUUGUCUAAAUAUUUGAGAAUAUGAGAUAAAACUCACGUCAUAGCCCUGAUAAUGUUAUUUACGCAAAGUGUUUAAUUUGGAACAGAAUAUCACAGAUGGCUUCUUCACAUCAUACACUGUAUACCCAGUGCUGACAUAUUAGCAUUUCGGAAAUUCGAUGCGAUGCCUCAAUUACAGAAUGAUGAAAUAGAAUAACCAAUUAAAGAUAUGAGCAAACAUGAUUGACUUAUCCUAUAUAUAUCAAAUCCUAAAACUAGUUCUCAACUCUUCGACAAUCAAAUGUUGCCAAACUACACUAUAAUUGCAAUAAAAAUAUAACCGUAUAAAGACUCCUCUCUUAAAUGAAAAAAAACCUAUUUCGGAGACUGAAUUGGAAUCGUAAUAUGUAUACUAGUAAUCUAUUAAGAGAAAAUAGUGCGAACAAUUAUCCAUAAGAACUUAUCUUAUCAAGUACGUCUGUAUGUACUGAGUUUUGUUCUCUAGGCAUCUAUACCCUACAACUGCCUUUUAAAUUCUUUUCCCGAAUAAGAACUUUUACAAAUGAAUAUACCAUUGAUUUCAAUAAAGAUCAUGCAUGCAAUAUUCAUGUAAUAUUGUUUUGCUUUUGGGUUCAGAAUGGUGGAAUGUGUAAAUGUGAUGAAUUGAUGAUGGCUUUUCAAGAUGCAAUAUUGAAGAGAAUGAGAGAAAUGCGAACAGCAGUUUGUCGAAAUCCACAAAAAGGUUAUAAAAUAAUGAUUUUAUUUUAUGUCUUUGAAAUGUCACUUGUGAGCCUCCCUUGCAUAUGUCGUAUAAAAUGAUUAAAGUUUUACAUUAAUUUGGUGAAACAGUUGCAUGAAUAUAUUAUGUGUAUAUGUUUAUAAAUACACCAUGAGGAAACUGUUGAUGUCAUAUCCCAACUUUCUUCUUUUUUAUUUGAUCAUCUGAAAUUGAAUUCAUUCAAUUUUCUUUCUCCAAGUAUGAACAAAAAAUGGAUUGACAAUAAUAUGUGUAAGGUAAUCAUUGUUGCAACUCAUUUUGAAUGUAUGAAAAUAUGAAAUAAUUACGUUUUAAUGUAAAAGAGAAAGUGGGAUACAUCAUCGACCCAUCUAUUCCAUAUUCAUGACAAAGUGCAUAACUUUUGUCUUUUACAGAAUAUUGUUAAACUUUGAAAUGCAAUAACUCUGUUAUUUGUAAUAAAACUUGAUGAAUUCUU
Molecule: messenger RNA, 2336 nt
Organism: Lytechinus pictus (painted urchin)
Lineage: Eukaryota; Metazoa; Echinodermata; Echinoidea; Temnopleuroida; Toxopneustidae
Product: deoxyribonuclease-1-like
Exons: 8
Coding region: 216-1061 (281 amino acids)
Biological process (GO): DNA catabolic process
Cellular component (GO): nucleus
Molecular function (GO): deoxyribonuclease I activity; DNA binding
Source: RefSeq, a predicted model, not a curated record